Chaetomium globosum CBS 148.51 is the source of this 1911-nucleotide messenger RNA. RefSeq lists its product as uncharacterized. NCBI's taxonomy places the organism in Eukaryota, Fungi, Ascomycota, Sordariomycetes, Sordariales, Chaetomiaceae. Bases 1 to 1911 code for a protein of 636 amino acids. The transcript has 2 exons. Gene Ontology annotation, cellular component: perinuclear region of cytoplasm. The record is from RefSeq and is a predicted model, not a curated record. Gene Ontology annotation, biological process: intracellular calcium ion homeostasis.
AUGGCGUCGGCAGAGCUGAUUGUCGCCAAGACGGCGCUGUCAGGCGCCCUCUUCCGUCCAGAUCCGCGGCCGUGUUCGCGCGACGAUAUCGAGACGAUGAUCGCCCUCGUUAAUUCGACCGUCUCCGAAUGCUCGCCCCUCAAUGUCCAGAGAUGCAAGCAAUGGGCUCUCUCCAACCUGGUUCCCUCGUCGGCUCGGAUCGCCCCGUUUGCCAAAUACCUGGUCGCGCUGUCCAAGUCGUUCGGCAGCGAGAAGGAUGCCGCUGUUGGGGAUUCGAAAACAAGCCGUGUGCCGUCAGCCAAGCGCCGGCGUCUCCAUGUUCUAUACAUUCUAAACGAUAUCCUCUAUCACGCAAAGCACCGCAAUCGAGACGAAGCCUUCGCCCAAAAGCUAGAGCCAACACUACCCACCCUCGUCGCGAGCGCAGCGGCUUUUAACAACAGCCCGAAACACAUCAGGAAAAUUCAAGACUUGAUCGGACUAUGGGAGGAGAACCGCUACUUUUCCCGCGGGUUUGUCCAACAAUUGCGGGCGGCUGUUGAGGAAGGCCCGUCAUCCAACGAAGAGGAGAAGAGUCGCAACGACGGGGACUAUUCGGCGAGCGCCGUGGCGAAAGCAGCUAAGACGGCGCCGUGGGUCUUACCGGGUACGCACGGCGACCCUUCAACCCUGUGGUACGAUCUACCCGCGGCGAACUGGCUCCCUGUCUUGGAGCCGAACUCAACCCGGCCGAUGAACCCCUCGAUGAUCAAGCCUCUUGUCCUGUCACAGGGCCCUGCCGACAAGGCUCUCGUGGACGCUGUCAAGAGCUUGCUCGUAGAUAUCGACAAGAUAUACGCUAAGGAGGUGAACCACGAUGAGCCGCUGCCCAACGUCAGCCGACUGGGCGAGCGUGUCGAGGUGGACGAAAUAACAGGCGAGGUUAUUGACGGAGAUACGUACUACGGCUGGUCCCGCGCUUUCUGCGAGAAGAUGAAACGCCGAAGACGGGGCCGUGGUGGGCGGACAGGCCGUAGCGAUGGCGAGCGCAGUAGGACACGCUCCUCCCGAUCUUACAGCCGCUCUGAGACCCGAUCACGCAGCCAUCAUCGGGGCCGUAGCGAGGGCUCCAGCCGAAGUCCCAGCCGACCCGCUUUCAAACGCCAAAGAAUGUCGGCAUCGCCGCAAAGCAGGCGCCGCAGCCGCAGCCGCAGCCGGAACGCGAGCGACCUGUCCAGUCCGGGCCGACACAGGAGUCGCAGUUACCGUCGAUCACGAAGCCGGUCCGCUUCCCGGUCUCGCCGGCGAUCACCAUCCAGGUCCAGAUCGCGCAGCAGAGGGUACCGGCCCGGGAGCGCCAAUGGCAACCGAGAGGGAAACUACCAACCACCAAGUCCCGACUUCUCCCCAAACCGAUCCUGGUCCCGUCCUCAGUCUCCCCCACCACACCCCAACCUCCCAGUGCCACCUCCUCGGAACAGCUUCCCACCUCCGCACCCGCCCUCAACCGACAGCUGGGGUUACCACCCAGCACCGCCAACAGCACCACCAACACAAAUGCCCUACCCCAUUCCACACCCCCUCCCACCUCAUCCCGGGUUCGGCGGCAUGGGAUUCCCCGCCCCGCCGCCCAACUACCAGGGGGCCGUGGGCCGCCCGUACCCCCACCGCUUUCCGCCCCAACCGCCACAAAACUACUUCGCACCCGGUGCGAACCCCGUCCCGCCGCCUCCCUUCCAGGGGAGCUGGGCAGUGCCUCCGCCUCCGCCGCCGGGGCCGGGGCCGUUGCCGGGGAACCAGAAUAGCAUGUACCAGCAGGGUCACGGCCAGGGCCAGGGCCAGGGCCAGGGCCAGGGCCAGGGACAAGGGCGGGGAGGGGGAGGGGGAGGGUAUCAGGGGAGGGGAGGUUAUGGGCGCGGUGGGUGGCGGUAA